AUGAAUGAUAGUGACACACCUCAAGAUGAUUUGGAUACGACAGAUAUAAUUGAAAUAUUCUUACAAUCAGAUGAUUUUACUCUACACAAUGUAGCAUAUGUUAAAAAUGUCCGUUAUUGCACAUUAUUAUUUAGCUAUAGAAAACAAUAUAGUGAUGCAUGUAUUCGAUUCCAAUUUUUACAAUUAGAAGAAAGAUUUGGAUUCAUUAGGUGUAUUGUUCAACAUGAUAAUAAUUCAUAUAUUUUAAUAGAAGAAUUACUAUUAUUGGGUAACAUAAAAAUUAAAUUAAACAAAAUUAAUUUUUGUGUACCAUUUAUUCUUAAAUGUAAACCAUUGCAACAAUUUCAUUUAAAGAAAUUUGACGACAUUAUUUCAAAAUUAUCCUACCAGAUACUACCUGGUAAUCAAGUACAAGUUUUUGAAUUUCCAAAUAUAUUGGAUAGCAGUUAG
Didymodactylos carnosus is the source of this 450-nucleotide messenger RNA. NCBI's taxonomy places the organism in Eukaryota, Metazoa, Rotifera, Eurotatoria, Philodinida, Philodinidae. The record is from the annotation of a GenBank genome assembly.